ACAUUGUUUUCUUAUCCACGUGAAGUAAACUGGUGAAACUGCAUCAUCAGUCGUCUGCGCUCUCCAAAAAGUUCCGAUUAUUUUUAUUUAUGUAUAUAAUAUACUUUUUUCUUAAACGAUAGAAAAUAAUAUAGUGCAGCAUGUCAAAGGCCAAAGGGAAAAAGAAAAAUGAACGGUUUGAGGAUGAGGAGGAUGCAGAGCAAGUGAAGACAGUGCCUAACAAGAAGUCUAGUAAGAAAGGAAAAAAGGGUAAACGUGGCGGAGAUUCAAGUGAAGACGAGUCUUUGGCUGGUAGUAAAGUGACUAGUAUUGACGCUGAUGAUUUGGAAAGUGUUAAGUCGGGAAGUAAAACAGCACCAUCAAAAGGAAAAAAGGGAAAGAAAGGAAAGCGGAAAGACGACUGGAGUGAUAAUGAUGAUGAACCAGAGGACAUCGUACAAAUUGGUGGCAAGAAGAAUGUAUCAAAAUCACAAGAUAGUGAUGAUGAGGAAGUGAAUGUUCCUCAACCAACUUCCAUUACGAAGAAGCAGGGAAAGAAAGGAAAAAAGAACAAAAAGAAGGAUGACUUCAGCGAUGAUGAGGACAGUAGUAAUCAAAAGUCGAAAUUCCUUGAUUUGGAAGAUGAUGAAGAAAUUGACGAUGAAGAACUUCCUCCUGCAGUCGCCAAAUCAUCAGCAAAGAAAUCUGCAAAAAAACAACAAAAAGCCAAUAAAUAUGCUAUUAGUGACGAUGAAGAUGAAAAUAUUGAGGAUGAGGAUGAGGAUGAUUUAGAGGAAAAACAAGAUGAAAACCCAAUUAAAUCAGAUAAAAUUGUAUCGGAACUAAGCGUAGAAAAUAAAGAAAAUAUAUCAGAAGAUUCGGAAAUAACGAAACAAAUUAAUGAAAUGCAAAUUGAAGAUAAUGUGCCUAAAGAAGCGGAACCUUUACUCGAUGAAGGUCAAACACAAGAAGAAGAAAUCAAAGAAACAGCUAAAGAGGAUACAAUUGAAUCCACUUUAAAAGAAAAAAAGCUCACUCACAAGGAAAAGAAGAAGCAAAAGAAGCAGCAGGAAUACGAAAAACAAAUGGAGCUUAUGACAAAGAAAGGUGGCUCAGGACAUUCCGACUUGGAUAGCAAUUUUACUAUGUCUCAAGUGCAACGUACUGCUGGUCAGCAAGCUCAAUUAGAGCAUGCCGUUGAUAUCAAAAUCGAAAAUUUUACUAUAUCGGCAAAAGGCAAUGAUUUAUUUGUAAAUGCUAACUUGUUGAUUGCUCACGGUCGUCGCUACGGUUUGGUAGGUCCCAAUGGUCAUGGAAAAACUACUCUACUGCGUCACAUAGCCACUCGAGCCUUUGCUAUUCCACCUAAUAUUGAUGUAUUGCUUUGUGAGCAGGAGGUUGUGGCCACAGACAAAACUGCGAUUGCAACUAUUUUAGAAGCUGACGAAAAGAGAAAUCAACUUCUGGCAAAGAGCAAAGAGUUAGAGGAUCAAUUUGCUGCUGGCGAUAUGAGUGUGCAGGAGGAACUAAAUGACACGUUUGCAGAGUUGAAAGCUAUUGGCGCAUACUCGGCCGAAGCACGUGCUCGACGUAUAUUGGCUGGUUUGGGUUUUAGUGAGGAAAUGCAAAACCGUCCGACCAAUAAAUUUUCUGGUGGUUGGCGUAUGCGAGUCUCAUUAGCUCGUGCCCUUUAUUUAGAACCAACACUACUUAUGCUUGAUGAACCUACAAAUCAUUUAGAUUUAAAUGCUGUCAUAUGGUUGGACAACUAUUUGCAAGGUUGGAAGAAGACUCUAUUGAUAGUUUCCCAUGACCAGAGUUUCUUGGAUAACGUAUGUAACGAAAUAAUCCAUCUUGAUCAAAAGAAGCUUCAUUAUUACAAAGGUAAUUACUCCAUGUUUAAGAAAAUGUAUGUUCAGAAACGUCGUGAAAUGAUUAAAGAAUAUGAGAAGCAAGAGAAACGUUUGAAGGAGUUGAAAGCUCAUGGUCAAUCGAAAAAGGCGGCUGAGAAAAAACAAAAAGAAGUCCUCACGCGCAAACAAGAAAAAAAUAAGUCUAAGCAACAAAAACAGGACGAUGAUGACGGCCCACAGGAAUUAUUGGCUCGUCCAAAGGAGUAUAUAGUAAAAUUCCGUUUUCCAGAGCCAUCACAGUUACAGCCACCUAUUCUAGGAAUCCACAACGUUACAUUUGAAUAUGAAGGCCAGAAACCUCUGUUUGUCAAUACCGACUUCGGUAUAGACCUCACCAGUCGUGUAGCCAUUGUUGGGCCGAAUGGCGUGGGCAAAUCUACUUUCCUAAAAUUGUUGUUAGGUGAACUUGAGCCACAAAAAGGGGAACAAAGAAAAAAUCAUAGACUACGUGUUGGACGCUUUGAUCAACACUCCGGUGAACAUUUGACAGCUGAGGAAUCCGCGGCGGAGUAUCUGCAGCGUCUGUUUAAUCUGCAACAUGAGAAAGCACGUAAAGCACUUGGCUCCUUCGGACUGGUAAGCCAUGCUCAUACAAUUAAAAUGAAGGAUCUUUCUGGUGGUCAAAAAGCAAGAGUUGCACUUGCAGAGCUUUGUCUAAGUGCGCCCGAUGUUUUGAUUCUUGACGAACCUACUAAUAAUUUGGAUAUUGAGUCUAUUGAUGCAUUGGCAGAGGCCAUCAACGAAUAUGAGGGUGGAGUAAUAAUAGUGUCUCACGACGAAAGAUUGAUACGUGAAACUGGAUGUACACUGUAUGUAAUUGAGGAUCAGACGAUCAAUGAAAUCGAUGGGGAAUUCGACGACUACCGCAAGGAAGUGCUCGACGCACUCGGCGAGGUUGUCAAUAAUCCCAGUGUCGUUGCAAAUGCAGCUGUAUCACAAUAACGACAGUUUCAUUUGAUUUCACAAAUUUGCAAUUGUUUUGUUACCCAUAUGCGAAUAACAUAUUAAAAUUAUUUAAAGAAAUAAACCGUUAAAGUUGAGAUUGACAUGGUGGCAACUUAAAUUCAAAA
Zeugodacus cucurbitae (melon fly) is the source of this 2962-nucleotide messenger RNA. Its product is annotated as ATP-binding cassette sub-family F member 1. The transcript has 2 exons. The record is from RefSeq and is a predicted model, not a curated record. NCBI's taxonomy places the organism in Eukaryota, Metazoa, Arthropoda, Insecta, Diptera, Tephritidae. Gene Ontology annotation, molecular function: ATP hydrolysis activity; ATP binding. Bases 141 to 2834 code for a protein of 897 amino acids.